Nerophis ophidion (straightnose pipefish) is the source of this 3607-nucleotide messenger RNA. RefSeq names its product golgi reassembly stacking protein 1a (gene gorasp1a). Gene Ontology annotation, molecular function: protein binding. The transcript is spliced from 9 exons. The coding region runs from base 248 to 1600 and encodes 450 amino acids. The record is from RefSeq and is a predicted model, not a curated record. Gene Ontology annotation, cellular component: Golgi apparatus. Lineage: Eukaryota; Metazoa; Chordata; Actinopteri; Syngnathiformes; Syngnathidae. Gene Ontology annotation, biological process: Golgi organization.
AGACGUGUUUUAUGCCACUUCUUUUUCCGUCUCACUUCGUCCACCAAACUUUUAACGUUGUGAAUGAUGUAAUUUUCCACCAAAAAAUAUUAUUUAUUUUUCUUCUGUUUGCGAAUACAGGUCGAUUGACAGCAGCGGCGCUCGAUUCUUACUGCCUGCGGACAAGAUGGCGGACGACUGUCAGAAGUGACACUUUCGACGCUCGCCGUUUUCUCUUCAUAUUUCUGGGAAGAAGCACCAGGCCGAGAUGGGUUUAACGCAGAGUUCGGGAGCGUCCGAAGGCGGCACGUACGGCUACCACGUCCACGGUGUGCAACUGAAUUCACCUGCAGAAAAGUGUGGACUGCUGCCCUUCUUUGACUUCAUUCUGUCGCUGGAUCACAAACGACUUAAUGAGGAAAACGAUCAGCUCAAGGAGCUCCUGAAAGCCAAUAUGGAGAAAGCGGUGUGCAUGGAGGUGUACAGCACCAAGACGAUGAAGGUUCGGGAACUGGAGGUGGUGCCCAGCAAUAUGUGGGGAGGACAAGGCCUGCUGGGGGCCAGCGUCCGCUUCUGCAGCUACCAAGGAGCCAAUGAGAACGUCUGGCAUGUGCUGGACGUGGAAGCCAGUUCACCCGCCGCCCUUGCAGGGCUCCGUCCUCACACUGACUACAUUGUUGGCACGGAUCAGGUAUUGCAAGAUUCAGAAGACUUCUUCUCGCUGAUUGAAGCUCAUGAAGGGAAGCAACUGAAGCUGUUGGUGUACAACACACAACUGGACGGCUGCAGGGAGGUGAUGGUCACCCCAAAUGGAGCUUGGGGAGGCGAGGGCAGUCUAGGUUGUGGCAUUGGGUAUGGCUACCUGCACAGAAUCCCUGCACCUCCUGAUCUAUCCAUACAAACGCCCACCGGCCCUCCUCCUCCUCCUCCUCCACCUCCUCCCCCCGAGGAAGGAGCGCCUGCAGAGCUGCCUAACCAUGGCUUCACAGAGGCACCAUUGAUGGCACCUUCAAACCAAAGUGAGGAGGUGUUGGACUUGGAGCAGGUGACCCUCCAGGAUGCUCCUCUACCUCCACCCAUCCAACGCGUCACAGACCCUGCCUUGUUUGAGUCUGACGUCGCCAUGAUGAGCCCCGAUCCCGCUGAUCUGUUGGACAGGUUGGACGUGUCCGUGUCGUCCAUCGACAUGAACGACACCUCCCUGGCCAUAAAGGACGAAAGAGACAACGAGAUCUCUGGCGUCGGGGAGCUUGAUGGAAGUGAUCUUCAUCCUGACUCAGCAGACCCUUUGGUGUCCACGGCGCUCACUUCUUCGAUGACUCAGCAGUCCGAUGCGGGCGUCUCUUAUCCGGAUUCUGCGCACCUGCAAGACUCCCUCUGCGAGUCGGGUUCCAGCCCCAGUCCACUCUAUCCUCUUAUAGACCUACUCGAGUCGUCCAAUGAACAACCUCCUUGUUCCCAUGCCGCUGACGACCUUUUGCCCUCGCUCCCAGGUGAGUCACUGGUCGCCCAGCCGCCUUCUCAGGACACGAUGGAAGACGCGCCCAAAGAUGAGAGUCCUGCUCAUCAGUGUGAGCACGAGGACCACGAGCACGGACUGCAGGAGCCGACAUUUCAGUAAGGCCACAUCAGGAGGAACUGGCUUCAAGUAGAGGUUUUCUGUUUUUUUUAAUGUGAGCCAAUCAAGUUACUGCUGUAUCGUCGCCUAAUGCAAGGCGAUACGGGUCUGAACAUGCCGAUUGUACAGGCGGAUACUAUCACAACUAUUACAGUAGGGAAGGGAGUCAUACGGCCCACAUGUCUGGUUGAGAGGAAGCGGGGGUUAAUCAUUAGGCAAUGCAGUCUGCUGAAAAUGAUGGAAAGCACCACUGCACAUAGCGACAAAACACAUUUGAAGAUAUUCAACAGUCCAAACCUUUUCUAUUAAGGGGCGAAACACAGAAAAAUUAUAUUUUUAAUUUUUAAUUGUUAUAUUGUUGCGUUCGGACCAGAUGUUCCUCCGAUGGAAUUUAAGUUGCUGGUCAAUCCCAAGUUCUUUUGAUGACACAUAAGCUGAUUUUAAAUGAUAACCCAGAACAUAAUAGGUAUUUUGCAAUUUAUGCCAAAGCUUUGGAGAGACCACCCUAAAAAAACAACACAAUCAAUUCGCAUCGCCUAGUUGAUCUGAAAACCCUACGGACGCGCUGUCUUCUUCACUAUCUCCCCCCUCCCCCACCUACCGGAACAAAUCCACAUAUCUGUUGUUCUGCUAACCCUGGGGCAGGGAGUGAUAAGAAGGGAGUAUGGCUACUCCUCACAUCCCUACAGCUUCAAGGUUAACACAUGCAGUUUACUAGCGUACAACCAAAAAGAGAACAAAUGGAAAAACACUAGCCGUUUUCAAAUAUGACAAUGAAUAUAAAUAAAUAACUCUUAAAUAUGGAUAUAUGUAGAUAUCUAUAUCCGUCAAAACCCACACAAUAUAUAUUGUAACCCUUGGGGCUUCUCUUUUGGGGAAUGUUAAAGGUCCAAAAGGGUCUCACUCAUGAAAAUGUUAAAAAAAAUGUUGUUUAACUUUCAACACUUAAAUAUCUAUGAAUCAACUCCGGUUCUAUCCGUCGACAAUAAGUUUUAAAUAUUUUGAAAAUCUCCCCCCAAAAUGUUCAAAGUUGAAUAUUUGAUGAGAAAUCAUUGGAGUGUCAAAUAGAACAAUAAUUCACAACAUUGAUUUUGAUUCAUUAUUAUUUUUCCAUCAGACUAAAGGUCUUAGGGAUCCAAAAUGUCCCUAAAGUGCUAAAAAUAAGUCGUAAAUCAUUAUUUUUUACGUUCAAUGCUUAAAUCUCAAGAUCAACUUUUGAUUAGUCUGUUUAUUUUAAGAAACUAUUUUCGAGCAAUAACAAAAAGACUAUACAAACUUUGCAGUUUUGUUCUAUUGCUGUCAAUAUCACACCUGUUCAAAUCUUUUAAAUUCCACUUUUAAUGUUUUUUUGGGGGGAAUAGUCAUUUUAAGAUGUGUCGCAAAUUGUUGAAAACCUAACUCCGGGCCGCACCUUGGACUCCCCCGUUCUGCCAUCUAGCGGCCAAGGUGGAUAGUGCACCCAAAUGUCUUUUUGUCACGUUUCAUGUGUCAGAUAAAAUGCGACCAACUGGGCCAUGUGACUCCCCUCCCUAGUGCAGUACAACACUAUAAACAUGCACGCAGGUGUGAUGCCACCAAGUCUGGGCUUGUGAUUGGACAGCAGGUGUGUGCACACAGACUGAGGUGGAUGGAGGAGGGUUUUGAAAGUGUCGGUGAUGCAACUCUUUUUAGUUUCAAACACCUUUCUGUAGAAAUAACCUCAUUUAUUUUCACUUAAAUUCACAAAUUUUUACAGCUUUUAACCCUUCCUGCGCAACAUGAAAUGUGAUCUAUGCAACAUUUGUCCCAUACUUGACUUAAAUACGUUUUUGAAAUGGCAAUUAGGUGAUGUAGUUACGGGGCUUGUUAUUCUGAGGGGGCGUGUAUUUAUUGUUCUAAAUAGCUGCUUUAAGUAAAAGGAAGUAUUUUUGCAAAUAUUGUAUAUGUUUGUUGUUUCUUUUUAGGAACGAAUGGGCUCACUGUCAAAUGGGGUGAAGAUUUGAUAGUAAAAAAAAAAAUGGAACACUAAAA